AUGAAUCGGACAGAUCGUCUGCGUUCCUCUCUGCCCUUCGACAGAGACUCGACUGCGUUCCUGUCAUCCCUUCGACAGAGCCUCGACUGCGUUCCUCUCUGCCCUUCGACAGAGACUCGACUGCGUUCCUGUCAUCCCUUCGACAGAGCCUCGACUGCUUUCCACUCUGCCCUUCGACAGAGCCUCGUCUGCGUUCCUGUUAGCCCUUCGACAGAGCCUCGACUGCGUUCCUCUCUGCCCUUCGACAGAGACUCGACUGCGUUCCUGUCAGCCCUUCGACAGAGCCUCGACUGCUUUCCUCUCUGCCCUUUGACAGAGCCUCGACUGCGUUCCUGUCAUCCCUUCGACAGAGCCUUGACUGCGUUCCUCUCUGCCCUUCGACAGAGCCUCGACUGCGUUCCUGUCAGCCCUUCGACAGAGCCUCGACUGCGUUCCUCUCUGCCCUUCGACAGAGACUCGACUGCGUUCCUGUCAUCCCUUCGACAGAGCCUCGACUGCGUUCCUCUCUGCCCUUCGACAGAGCCUCGUCUGAUUUCCUCUCUGCCCUUCCACAGAGCCUCAUCUGCGUUCCUCUCUGCCCGAAGGUAG
This is a messenger RNA of Acanthosepion pharaonis, 588 nucleotides long. The record is from the annotation of a GenBank genome assembly. NCBI's taxonomy places the organism in Eukaryota, Metazoa, Mollusca, Cephalopoda, Sepiida, Sepiidae.